AUGGGCCCUAGAUGCACAACACUUCAACUAGGUGGUGAUGUUAGUAUACCGGGCAAUGGGAACUCAGCAAUAAUAUUUAAUGGUAUUCCAUAUAACAUAUCGAAUAUAUUUAACAAUGCAUUAAAUAUUACAAUGGAAAAAUACAGAUCUGAAUUAAUUAUAAUUCAAUUUUCUUCAGUCUUUCUCAUGACAAUAUUAUGGUGUGCAAUUGUUAUAUAUAUUUCAAUCAAAAAGACAGUAAAUAAAGACAUUGAAUCUGUUCUGAAUAAGUGUGAUGUUCAACUUGAAACGAACAAUACAAGAUAUCGUCGAUAUUUAAUUGAACUUGAUGAAGCUUUGCAAGAAGUUGAGAACUUAUUGAAAAAUGAUUAUUAUUCUUUACAGUAUUUUGCACAACCAUUAGAAUAUAUUGAAAAUUUAUAUCAUUUGGUACGAUCAUCACCAGAUCUAUUGUACAUCGUGAUAUCAAAAUUGAUUGAUAAAAACUACGCUGGACUUUGUCUGGCUGUUCUUACAUUGAAAAAUAGAAGUCCUUGUGAAAAUUCUGAAGCAUGGCAAUCGAUCACUUCUGCGUUAACCGGUUUAAUUUUAUUUCGUUUGUACUACGAAUCAGUCAAGUCCGAUUCUCAAGAAGUGUAUGGACUUAAACAGCAGCAUAUUAUGAAUGGAUUUUAUGCUAUUGGUCAAUUAGAUUAUCGUGCAUUUGCUUUAAAAAAAACACUGACUAAUCUCAUUUAG
Molecule: messenger RNA, 738 nt
Organism: Adineta steineri
Lineage: Eukaryota; Metazoa; Rotifera; Eurotatoria; Adinetida; Adinetidae
Source: the annotation of a GenBank genome assembly